AUGUGGGCUGGUCCCUCUGAGCUCAACACUCAACACCCGGAUGUGUGCGGCACUUCGACUGCAUAGUAGAAUCGCUGGUUCCAGAUAAUAGACUAUUUGAUGGGAAUCAGAUCGCGGAUUACGACAAAAAAAUGAAAUCAACUGAAUCAGUGCCGUUUUGGAAUCACUGACAUAAUGGAGGACGAUCUGGUUUCAGAGGAUGAUAUCUUGUUCCGGUCGGAGAAGGAAUUCCACGAUGCAGCAAAGAGGAACGACACGGACAAAAUGCGGGAGCUGAUGAAGAAAGGAGUGGACAUCAAGGCCAAAAACAAAAAAGGCCGUACAGCGCUGCACUGGGCGGCAGGGGCUGGGAACGAGCAGGCUCUACGUCUGUUACUAGACCAUAAUAAUGAGGUGGAUGUGGAGGACAGUUUUGGUAUGAAUCCUCUGCUGCUGGCAGCCUGGUUCGGUCGCCUCAAGAUCCUACAGAUCCUCGUGGCCUCUGGCGCAAAGCUCAACUGUGAAAACAAAAAUGGGCUGGGCCUGCUGCACUGUGCCGCCCAGCGGGGUCAUAGCAGAGUGCUGGAGUUCAUCAUGGAGGACCUAGUAGAGGAUGUACUGCUGGACAGGGUGGACAAUUCUGGGAAGACCGCGUUUCACCUGGCUGCAGAACAUGGACAACUAGAGGUGGUUGAGUUCCUCAUCGGUAUGGGCUGCACUCACGGCCUCAAGGAUAAGGAUGAAAACAUGGCCAUCCAUCUAGCAGCCAAGCAUGGACAUAACGAGGUCCUGCAGAAGUUAGUUGAGACAGGAGUGGACAUUGACGAGAGAAACAUAGACGGACUGACACCUCUGCACCUGUCCUCUGAUGGAGGUCACUAUGAAUGUGUCAAACUACUGCUGGAGGCCUGCUGUAAUGUCAACGCGCUGACAAACAAGAAUAUGAAUGCCCUCCACUACGUGGCCCAGCACGGCUUUGAGAGAGAGACCAGUCUGCUACUGGAGGCGGGCGUCAACACAGACACGGUGGAUGGCCAACACACAUCCCCUCUUCACAUCGCCGUGCUCCACAAUCACACCGAGGUGGUACGGCUGCUAAUAGACGCUGAAUGUGAUCUGGACAUAUCUGACAAUAGGCUCCAGACAGCCCUGCACAUCGCAGCAGAGCAUGGAAGACAGGACAUCGCUGAGAUGAUCCUCAUAGCUGGGGUAAACCUCAAACUACUGGAUAAGCAGGGGAAGACUUCUCUGGAGGUGGCAGCCAGAGGAAACCAUGUCAUCUUAGUGGACAUGAUCAUCAAAGCAGACCGGUUUUACAAGUGGGAAAAGGACAACGUGAUCAGCGACGAUGAUUUGUGGCUGGGGAAGCAGCUGAGCUUUAAGCAGGACCACCAGGUGGAGACCCAGCACCUGCGCUCUGUCACGUGGAGGCUGGCCACCAAAGACCUGUCCCGCGGGGAGUGGAAGAGCCUCGCACAACACUGGGGCUUCACGGAUGCCCACAUACGCUCCAUAGAGCAGCAGUGGACAGGUACAAAGAGCUUCAAGGAGCAUGGGCACCGUAUGUUGCUGAUCUGGCUGCAUGGAGUAGUCAUCGCAGGGGAGAACCCAAUCAAAGGCCUGUAUGAGGGACUGACGGGGAUCUCCAGGACCGACCUAGCUGAAAGCAUCAGACAGAAGGCAAAUGCAGACACAAGCUCUCCCAAGAAAUGCACCGCCAUGUGAACAAGUCCAUCCUGAAACACACUGAUAUACUGCAGGAAUAAAUGGCCAUCCCAGGGUUCAAAACUACAAAUAGUGUCUGAAUAAAGUUAACACACUAAACAAAAUAUAAAUGCAACAUGUAAAGUGUUGGUCCCAAGUUUAAUGACCUGAAAUAAAUUCUCAGAAAUGGUCCAUAAGCACAAAAAGCUUAUUUCUCUCAAAUUUUGUGCACAAAUUUGUUUACAUCCCUGUUAGUGAACAUUUCUCCUUUGCCAAGAUAAUCCAUCUGCCUGACAGGUGUGGCAUAUCAAGAAGCUGAUUAAACAGCAUGAUCAUUAUACAGGUGUACCUUGAAUAAUAGAAGGCAACUCCAAAAUGUACAGAUUUGUCACACAACACAAUGCCACAGAUGUUUUAUGUUUUGAGGGAGCAUAACAUUGGAAUGCUGACUGCAUGAAUGUCCACCAGAGCUGUUGCCAGAGAAUUUAAUGUCCAUAAGCCUCAAGUCAUUUGAGAGAAUUUGGCAGUACGUCCAACCGGCCUAAUCCAUAGAUUAGGACUUAAUUAAAUUAUUUCAAUUGACUGCUGUCCUUAUAUAAACUGUAACUCAGUAAAAUCUUUGAAAUUGUUGCAUGUUGUGUUUAUAUUUUUGUUCUGUAUAUAUUUAAUACUUAUGGAGGCACCCAUGUAAAUAUAUCUAAUAUGUUAUGGUGCCCAGCAACCUGUAAUUCGACCCCUGGAUCAGUCAAGGAUCCAUGUAUGUCUGUCAUACAGAGAACUAUAGCAGUCAGUGUUUUUCUCUUAGUUCAACUGAAUUAAAUGUUAAGAGUUUUUUGUGUGUGGGGUGGUGCACUGUAAAUGUGAAAAAUAUUUGCUCUACUGGUGCAGGUGCAAUGAAAAUAAAUGUUCUACUGAGCCAUUAUAUUUCCAUAUUCUAGGCAUGGCCUAACUAUCUAGGCACCAUGCAUUUAAGACCACUUGUUGUUUAGCCUAAAAGGCAAAGAGGGCAUAAUAAAUUAACAAUCACCAUCUUUUUCAUGCCUUUUAAUAAAACAAAUAUUCUACCAUUUAAUUUUUUCAUACCUGAGAAGUAAAACAAAUGUUUUUCUCUACAUCUGCCAUAUUAAUAGAAUGCUUUUUUCAAUGUUUUACUAGCGAGACCACUUGUUUUAUACUGCUUUCAGCUGUGUGGUGAAGUAUUCCACAUUGCUCUCUUCUGUACCGGACUGCAAUGCCAACUCAGUCUACUAAAUUACAACUGUUCAUGACUAUGCAGCUCAAUAACUAAAAUAGGUGGUGGUUCUACCACAUGGUAGAUUUUUACCAUAAAAUUCCAUACAUAUUGUGUAAAGAUCCGUUUUUAACAAAUACUUAACUGUUUUCUAUUUUCUUGUAUUGAUGGACUGUUAUUUAGUUGAUCACUGUUUGGCUUGGACAUUUAGGUCAAUUAAACAAUUGAUGAUCAACAACUAA
Oncorhynchus keta (chum salmon) is the source of this 3156-nucleotide messenger RNA. It is a transcript of the gene ankdd1a, whose product is annotated as ankyrin repeat and death domain containing 1A. Bases 175 to 1704 code for a protein of 509 amino acids. NCBI's taxonomy places the organism in Eukaryota, Metazoa, Chordata, Actinopteri, Salmoniformes, Salmonidae. Gene Ontology annotation, cellular component: ciliary inversin compartment. Gene Ontology annotation, molecular function: protein binding. The transcript has 15 exons. The record is from RefSeq and is a predicted model, not a curated record. Gene Ontology annotation, biological process: signal transduction; protein localization to ciliary inversin compartment.